This is a messenger RNA of Colletotrichum chrysophilum, 2211 nucleotides long. RefSeq lists its product as uncharacterized. The transcript has 2 exons. The record is from RefSeq and is a predicted model, not a curated record. The coding region runs from base 1 to 2211 and encodes 736 amino acids. NCBI's taxonomy places the organism in Eukaryota, Fungi, Ascomycota, Sordariomycetes, Glomerellales, Glomerellaceae.
AUGUCGCCCGACGACGCGAUGGAGAUGGGGGGCAUUCAUCGGCGCCACUCGUUGGAACGCCACGACUCCGACUUCUUUGCGUCGCUUUCCACGAUUGGAGUCGACAUUACGGACCUCAAACAGAAGCAUGAAUCCCGCGAGGAGCUUCUGCCGAGACAUACCGAGUACACCUUCGCGGCGUCGAGCAGAUACCCGCCCGCAGAAACAGACCACGGACCGAAAUGGUGGGACAAGGGGUACUUGCUGCAAGAUCUGUGGACUUCAUCAUGGAAUAUGUACUUCUUCCUGGUGGUCGGGUUGGGCUUCGCGAUAGGCCACCACGCUUACUAUAAAUCUCUCGAGAACACGCUGGUCUACAAUGACGAGCAGUUGACCACGCUGCGGUAUGGCACUGCCUUGGCCUUCGCCGCGAAGGCGAGUAUGGUUGCCGCGGUCUUGCUGGCAUUCCGGGAGCAGAUAUGGGCGACGUUCAGCACCAAGUUCCUGAGGGUAACCACACUGAACGACAUGUUCGCGGCCCCUGAAACACCGCUCUCGCUUCUCAACCUAGAGUUUCUCUGGAAAGCCAAGAUAGCCGCUGCGCUGGCCAUCUACUGCUGGAUUUCCCCUCUCAGCGUCAUCCUCACAACAAGUACGCUCAUCGCGAUGCCCAGCGUGGAGAUCGAGAACACAACCUGCCCCGGCGUCCGCACCCUCAACUUCAGAUUCGAGGACACCACCGACUGGCGCAACGGCGGCAAGAUCAACGACCUCUACCAGCAGUCCCUAUCCUACUGGAACCAGACGAGCGAGGACAAGAACGACCCGCACUUCUUCGACUACUACACGGCGCCCAGCGACAACGCCAAGGAGUUCAUGCAGACCAGCACGUACCUCCAGCGCCCCAUCAUCGACCAGGAGAACACGUUCGAGGUCUGCGAGCGCGGCUGGAACUGCACCGUCGAGAUCCGCUUCGUCGGCCCCGCGUACAACUGCAGCGAGAUCCGCCGCGGCGUCAACGGCGAGCUCGGCGGGCCGGGGUUCCUGCAGCAGAGCUCGGGCAAGGCGAUGAUCCCCUUCGACGUGCGCAGGCUCGCGCCCACGGGCAACUUCACCUACAUCGCGCAGACGCUGCACGGGGAGUACGGGUACCCGCAGCUGGACGCGGUCCGCAGCGGCGGGAUGCCGGUCAUGGAGCCGCCGUACCCGGAGCACCUGGGCGCGUUCCGGACGGAGCCAAUCAUCUGGAUCGGGUACUCUGAGCUGAACGCAAGCUACAACUGCACUGAGUUCAUGAACACGAGUGCGGAAGUGCGGAAUCCGUGGGCAUUCACCCCGGUCGUGAUUGCAUGUGAGCAUUUCGAAGCGAAUUACACCGCUGAGAUCGCCUAUAGCGACGGGAUGCAGAUACCCACGAUCAAAAAGAUGGAGAUGAUCGCGCCCGUGAUCAACACGACGUACAUCCCCGAGCUAAAAGUUCACGACGGAACGCUGGACGACACCGUCGCCGUCCCUCAGAGCAAUUACGUCUAUCCUAAUGUGACAGCGGCGUAUAGACGUACGGCGGGUUACCACUCGAUGGGCCUGUACCUCCGGCAGCGGCUGAACGGGACGAUCCAAGGAACCGGCCGCGUCCAGCAGUCCAAAGUCAUAUACACCAGCCUCACCGAUCCGCGUUUUCACCUCGUCAGGCCGAACGUAACACAACUCAUAGAAGCGUGGUACGGCAAUCUCCUGAUGUCCAUGUUUGCGAGGCCGCGAUUUCAGGCGGUGGUGUGGGCGGCGCAGACGGGCGAGCAGACGGGCACGCGGCGCACCGGCACCGGACCCGCGGAGGACUACUUGUACGACUGUACCCGGUCCCGGCCGGCUGUGCGGUAUCACUACCGCACGCGCAUCCUCGUCAGUGUUUACGGCAUCUUGAUAUUUCUCGGGUUCCUAGGCAUUACGGCCGGAACGAUUGCGAUUCGCAGGAACGGCGGGGUGUCCAGGGGCACUGGGUUCUCCAGCAUCGUGGAAGCAACGCGGGGACCGACGCUGGACAGGAUGGACUGGAGCGCGGGGAAGGAAUAUGGGCCUGUGAAGAUUGGAUACGGGUUGCUCAAGAUACGGGAUGGCGAUUUCAAGAGACCUGAUGGGGAGAUUUUGGUGAAUGAUGUGAAUGCGAUGCCGUCACGUUCGAGGUUUGGAUUUGGGUUUGAGGGGGAUGUUGAUCAGUUGAAGCCGGGAUGA